UCCCUCCCGGACUUCAGAAGCAGCCGCGGCCAGACGUGCUUGGAGUCAGUCACCGGGCGGAUCGGAUCGCUCUGUCCUCCGUCCGCACCGAGGAGGCGCUUGCAGACUCACUCACUGCGCCCUGCUCUCCAGCCUCAAGCACAGGAGACUCGCCUCUCAUUGGGACCCAGAGAGAAAGAGAACCACAGAGGUCUUGCCAAGACUUUGGGGGGAAAAAAGAGAAAGUCCUUUGAGACCCAAAGAGGGAUCUUGCCAGACUUUGGUUGCCAAAGAAGCGCAGAGAUCUCGGGAGAAGGAUAGAAAGGAGAAAGAGAGAGGCAUCUUUAAUAAGAAGAAGGAGAAGCCACCCAGUUGGCCAUGGAAAGGAUCCCCAGCGCCCAGCCUCCCCCUCCUCCUCCUCCAGCACCGCCUUGCCUGGGCAAACUGGCCACGCUGGAGGGCAGCGAGAUGCCAGGGUUGGACUUUGCCCACAUGUACCAAGUUUAUAAGCCCAGGAGAGGGUUAAAAAGAGGCGACGACAGCAAGGAGACCUACAAGUUACCCCACCGGCUGAUAGAAAAGAAAAGGCGGGAUCGGAUUAAUGAAUGCAUUGCCCAGCUGAAAGAUCUUUUACCAGAACAUCUCAAACUUACAACAUUAGGGCACUUGGAAAAAGCCGUUGUUCUUGAGCUUACCUUGAAGCAUGUCAAAGCACUCACCAACCGAAUUGAGCAACAGCAGCAACAGAUCCUUGCUCUCCAGAAAGGUUUACAUGCUGAUGAACUGCCACCAAGGAGCCUUGAUUCUAGCCAGGAGGUGUUUCGAUCUGGUUUCCAGAUGUGUGCCAAAGAAGUGCUGCAAUACGUGGCCAAACAUGAGAAUGCCAAGGAACUGAAAUCUUCCCAGCUCAUCAGCCACCUACACAGAGUGGCCUCUGAGGUUUUGCAGGUUGGCAUCGGCAGAAAGCCAGGAGACACUGCUCCCAGACCCACGGACCUGAAGGAAAAGUCUGGCUCUCUGACCAAAACCACUGAAGCUCAUGGAAAAAAUUGUGUGCCUGUGAUUCAGAGGACUUUUGCCCACUCCAGUGGUGAGCAGAGUGGCAGUGACACAGAUACAGACAGUGGAUAUGGGGGAGAACUAGAAAAAAAUGACUCCAAAUCUGAUGCGCAGUAUUUUAAGAAGGACUCUGACCUCAAGUAUGGUGUCCAAGAGAGAAUCGGUUCUAUCAAGCAAGAGAGCGAGGACCCACCCGCCAAACGGACCAGGAUAGAAAUGUCAGAGGAUGAAGACCACUUUAGCAGUGAUAUGCUGGGCUCUCCUUCCAGCAGUUUCUUGGGUCCUCAUGCCCACCAGCCACCGCUGUGCCUGCCUUUCUAUUUGAUUCCUCCCUCAGCAACAGCCUAUCUCCCUAUGCUGGAAAAGUGUUGGUACCCGGCCUCCGUACCUAUCUUGUAUCCCAGCCUCCCAACUUCCACUGCAGCACUUUCAGGGUUAAUGAGCCCAGAGAAAAUGUCUUCUCCUUUACUAAUGCCUCAGCGGCUCCCUUCUCCAGUCCCAUCGCAUUCCCCCAUGGACUCUACUGCUCUGCUUCAAGCUUUGAAGCAGAUGGCUCCUUUGAAUUUGGAAACCAAAGACUAAACAUGAAGUGACUUCCUCUUGAGAUGUUCUUUUUUUCCUACUUGGUUGAGUGUGAGGUUAUUUCAGGGUCUCUCUCAACAUCUCCAAACUGGCUGAAUUGAGAAGUGGGGAAGAGCUUUGGUUAUUUAUGUCUUGGGAAUCCAUGUCCUCCUUCACUUUGGCUUCCCAAGAAAUUUAGGAAAGUCUUCAAAAUUUCACCCAAAGUAGGGGAACUAAAGAGAUUGGGGGAGAGUUAAUUUAAUAUUUUUGAAGUGCUUUGUACUUUUUAACAUCUACAGUAUGACACCUGACUUAGUAAGUUGGCUAGGGAUAUGUUUAAAAUGAAAACGAGGCAGACUUACCAUCUGUGAGAAUAAAAGCAUGGUACUUCUGAUGACUUUUCAACAUAAUGCCUAGAGAGCCAAGAGUGUGAGUCAAAGAAUGUGGCUUCCCCAUCUUGCUGCUGCCAAUAUUUGAGAUCUCUGACUGAAAAUACACAAAGAUUUGCACACACACACACACACAGAGAUCUAGCUAGCUAUUGAAGUACUAGAAAAUAAUUGUGCUGUCACAGGUUGGUAAAGCACUGUAAAUAAUUUGGGGGGCUUGGUUUCUCAUCACAUUUCUACUGAUUGCACAUAGAUUUACUUUUUCAAUGCUGCCUAGAAAUUAAAUGUAGCUUGAGCUGCUGGGUAGAGAUUUGGUAUGGGCAUCUAUGGCUAUGGCCCAUGCAUUCCUGUCCCUCACAUUGGACAUUGCUUUUCAAAGCUGCUAGAGAUGAAGUUCUUAUGGGGAAAUCAGAAUGUCUAAAGAGACAAGUCCAGACCUGGGCGAGACAGCAGAUUUGACUACUGCAAGAUAGUAUCAGAUGGAAUGGCUCUCCCCUGGCUUUUUGUUUCCUGUUGUUGCAGUCUCUGAAGACAAUUCAGCCUGAUGUCUGUUAUGUAAGAGUCUCAUAUCCAAGUUGUGUGCAGUGUUCUUACUCCAAAUACUCCUGAAAUCUGCUGUCCUAACUAAACAGCAGAAUAUUUGUUACAAUUGACACAGCAAAGACUUUAGACCGCUUUUACAGAGCCAGUGGCAGCUCACAGCAAGUCUAAGGAAGUACCUGAAGCCAAUGAAUGCUAGGGAACCCCAGAAAUCCCUUGAUUUUUCCUUCUUUGCCUGAAGCUCAAGAUAUUUGAGUGUGGAUCAUGUAGCACUUCCACACCACCAAAGCAGGAGGUAGUGGCAAAGGCUGGGGAUAGAAGGCCAGGGAGGACACUCAAAUAGUCAAAAAUAGCACUCCCAACUUCGAUAAACCUCAUUUCUAAUUGAAACUCAAGCACUUUCCCCUCAAAAAUGGAGACAGAAAAGCAGAGCUUGGAGCUUGAAGGAUCUUUUCACGACCUGUUGAGGCUGGUUCCUGAAAACUGAUGUAAGAAUUGACAUGAAGGUUGUGAAAGCAAUAUUUUCUCAGUGAGAGGGAAAUGUGUCUCUUUGCUAGUUGACAGUGAUACAGUUGUCCCUUUAUGGGCUCUCAUUAUGGAGAUCACAUCUGCUGUUUUGGCUAAUAAUAUGAAAAGCACCUGUGUGUGGCUUGAGUGUCCAGCAUGGUUAGUGGAGUUUGCCCAGUUGAGUGCCAGAUUUCGCUUGACAGUGAAAAGGUACCCUUCUUUGUGUUGAUUAUACACCAAAGCACCAAGAGAUCUGAGCAGCCAUCAUAUGGAAGAAGCCUCCACACAUUCUGCCCUGAUAAAUACAGCAUCUGAUUUGGGUUGUUUAAGAAUCCAUGUGAAAUGGUGGUGUCAUCUUGUAGUUUUGAAAAAUUCAUAUAGCAACUGUCCUAUGAUCAAUCUUUGCGCUAUUGCACCAACUCUUAGAAUGCACUAUGCUCAAUUGCAGAUUGUGUUUGACCAUUUAUUUUAUUGCUGGUUUUAAAAGAUAUUUUUUGUACACAGUUGUUGCCUUUAUUUGUAAUAUCUGUUUUAAUUAUAAAUGUGUACAUAUAAAUAUAUGGAUAUGUAAAAUAAACUGUUUCAGAAAGUCUAUUAUUUGUAAAACUACUUGAGUACAAAGAAAGUGGGAAAUAUGAAUGUAUUCCUGUUUCUUUAUAACGAGGAGAAGAAUUUGUUCUUCCUCUAGGGAGAAGUAAAGUGUCUAUAUUUUUGGAACCUUCGUAAAGGUGGGGAUAUUGUAAAUAUUUUUAUCAGAGUAAAUGUUAAGUAGUUGUUUUAAAAAAUAAUAAAAUUAUUUUCCUGUGGAAAA
This is a messenger RNA of Anolis carolinensis (green anole), 3846 nucleotides long. RefSeq names its product basic helix-loop-helix family member e40 (gene bhlhe40). Bases 358 to 1620 code for a protein of 420 amino acids. Lineage: Eukaryota; Metazoa; Chordata; Lepidosauria; Squamata; Anolidae. Gene Ontology annotation, biological process: circadian regulation of gene expression; regulation of transcription by RNA polymerase II; regulation of neurogenesis. The record is from RefSeq and is a predicted model, not a curated record. Gene Ontology annotation, molecular function: protein dimerization activity; DNA-binding transcription factor activity, RNA polymerase II-specific; RNA polymerase II cis-regulatory region sequence-specific DNA binding. The transcript has 5 exons. Gene Ontology annotation, cellular component: nucleus.